UCCUGAGCUUGAUAUCUGCAAACAACAUGAGGACUCUUCAGGAAAAAAUCAUUGUUCUCUCUAUUCUUCUGUCUCUGAUCUGUGCCUUUCAGGUUGAUUCACUGCCCGUAGCUGAAGAUUGGAGUGGUUUGAUCCUGCGGACCAAGCGGUCUCUCCUGUGGCGUUGGAACAGCAUGAAAGCAGUGGGCGCCAGCUGCAGGGAAAACGUGGAGUGUGGCACAAAAUACUGCAGGAAAAAUAUCUGCUCCUUCAGGAGCUCCACCUGAAGAUGAUACACAGACAAAGCAAUCCAUCACGGUGACAAACAAACAUCUGCCUCAUGGAUCAAAGCGACUGGUCUCCAAACUGUGAAAUGAUCUCUGCCAUAUUCUGUCUUGACCUGCUGGCACUUUAUCAGACUCUGUGGUUCAGAUAAUCUGAUUUGGCACUGCACUGCAACAAAACAGAGCUAUAAAAGCUGCGUUCACAUGAACAAUAAAAUGGCUCCAUCUAGAGCGAUACUGAUUUUUAUGAUUCAGUCUAUGUAAAACACUUGCAGAACACCAGGCGGGCUGUGUAAAAUGUUUUAAUAAGAAAAUAUAAAUGGUCAUGCAAAUUUUGUGAGACACCGGAGUUUAUUGAUUCAUGCUCUUAUUAUAUAUUUAUUUGUACAUAUUGUAAACAAUAUAGAUAUUUAAAUAUACUUUUUCAAGAGGUUGUGUUACCCACAUUGUGUUUGUCAACAAAUUAAAAUAUUCCUCACGGUUCCUUCUGCUUGAUUAAUGCAAUGCAAAAACAUGAUUUAAAAAACUUUGAUG
Messenger RNA from Plectropomus leopardus (leopard coralgrouper), 797 nucleotides. Its product is annotated as liver-expressed antimicrobial peptide 2. Gene Ontology annotation, biological process: defense response to bacterium; antimicrobial humoral immune response mediated by antimicrobial peptide. The record is from RefSeq and is a predicted model, not a curated record. NCBI's taxonomy places the organism in Eukaryota, Metazoa, Chordata, Actinopteri, Perciformes, Serranidae.